This is a messenger RNA of Exserohilum turcica Et28A, 426 nucleotides long. RefSeq lists its product as uncharacterized. Gene Ontology annotation, biological process: protein N-linked glycosylation. Lineage: Eukaryota; Fungi; Ascomycota; Dothideomycetes; Pleosporales; Pleosporaceae. The record is from RefSeq and is a predicted model, not a curated record. The transcript is spliced from 2 exons. Bases 1 to 426 code for a protein of 141 amino acids. Gene Ontology annotation, cellular component: membrane; oligosaccharyltransferase complex.
AUGGCGCCGAAACAACGUUCCGCCGACUCAAGCGCUCGGUCGUCGACGCCUUCACGAGCUGCCAAGGCAAGCAGCAGCAGCAGCAGCAACACGAGUGCCCCGGCCAUUGUGCAGGGCGUAUGGGAUAAAUACGUUUCCAAGACGCCGCAGCGCACAAAGCUGCUGGAUGUGUUUCUCGUGUUUCUGAUGGCGGUCGGCGCGCUGCAAUUCGCCUAUGUGGUUCUAGUUGGCAACUUUCCCUUCAACGCCUUCCUCUCAGGCUUCAGCGCAACAGUCGGUCAAUUCGUGCUCACGGCCUCGCUGCGCAUCCAGACGAACCAGGAGAACAAACAGCAUUUCGAGAGCAUCUCGCAUGAGCGUGCCUUUGCCGACUUUGUCUUUGGAAGCUUACUGCUGCACUUUUUCUGCGUCAACUUUAUCAACUAG